Scylla paramamosain (green mud crab) is the source of this 855-nucleotide messenger RNA. RefSeq names its product perlucin-like protein. NCBI's taxonomy places the organism in Eukaryota, Metazoa, Arthropoda, Malacostraca, Decapoda, Portunidae. The coding region runs from base 213 to 710 and encodes 165 amino acids. The record is from RefSeq and is a predicted model, not a curated record. The transcript has 5 exons.
AUCUACGUGUGUGUGUGUGUCUGUGUGUGUGUGUGUGUGAGUGUGUGUGUGUGUGUGUUGAGGAAGUGCAGUGCGGGGUGUUCUCCAGGCUAUAUCAGACGCACACUCCUUCACUACUUCUCUCACUGAAAGGCUUCCACACUGCCGCGCCACCACACACACACACAUACACACAUAUAUAGAUUAGACAUUAGCACAACGCACCCGCCGGCAUGAAGUGGACAGCAUCCCUCGCCGUGGCCGCAGCCGCGCUCUGUCUCGCCUCAGUUCAGGCCACGUGUCCCAAUGGCUUCGUUAACUUCGGAGACGGGAACGAGGACGUAUGCAUCUUUUUUUUUCGGGCCAAGGACACGUGGCAUGGCAUGAAGUCGUCUUGCCAACUUCUGGGAUCGGACUUGGCCACGCUGACGGGCAACCUGCACACCAAGGUGAUCGAGUACAUCAACGAUCAGCCAGCCGAGGACCUGAGGGACGAGACGUUCUGGAUAGGAGGGACAGACGAAGUAAUGGACGGCACCUGGAGGUGGACACAUGACAACUCACAAAUUCCUCUCGGCACGCCCCACUGGUACCCUUGCAACAGGCACGAGGAACCUGACGGCGGCACGAGUCAGAAUUUCCUGUGCCUCCCCAACCCAAAAUUCUACUUCCACAGCUGUGAUGGCAACGCGAAAUAUAUGGGGAUCUGUCAAAUCUUCCCUGCAUUAUGAGCUUCCUGAUGUGGGUAUUGGUAAUGAUUUGCACUUCAAGAUCCUUUGUUAACAAUUUCUCAAUAAAAAUAUCCAUUGCCAAUUAUGCCGUGGACCGAGAUGUUGCAUGGACUUGGUACAUAAAGGCUACUGGAAAAUUCACAAA